CUGUGUUUUGCUCCAUUCUAGUCCUGCUUGUCACACUACAAUAGAAGGUUCGAGGAUUGAUGCAUUCAACCAUGUGGCACCACAACACGCUCCUUCUGGCAAUGUGCGGGCUGGCUCUCACACAAUGUACUGCCUUUCCGCUGUGCCAGGAUAUACAUUCCAGUUGUAGAGAGUCGAACUGUCUUCAGCCAGGUAUAGACUCUUUCUGCAAGAAGACAUGCGGCCUUUGUCAAGAAGAGUGCAAGUCGGGAUAUUUCCAGGAUGGCUUCUCGUGCAGACAAUGCAAGGAUGCUGUCGAUGUACAGUCAGUCGAAUACACAGAUGCAUGUGGUGUUCCCUGUAGCCAGAGCCACAUGUGGGGUGCAGAUUGUCUUACUCCAUGUAGUACAGGAUGCAGGAAUCAAACAUGUGACCGGUGGGAAGGGCACUGUCUUCAAAACUGCCUGCCAGGUUACUAUGGACCUACAUGUGAUUUAACUUGUGACACGUGCAGGUCGUGUGGAGACGGUGUUGAGACGUGUGACAAUGAGGGGAUGUGUCUGUGUGGCUGCAAGACAGGAAAACUAGGAAACAAAUGUGACCAAAACUGUCCAAACUGUGAAAUGUGUACAGGAAAAAACUGUACAUGUCAAGAAGGAUUUCGGGGUGCGUUGUGUACAGAGAGCUGUGCGAACUGUAAAAGAUGUAAUGGAGACAGUUGUACAUGCAAGGCUGGAUUCCAUGGAGAUGGCUGCACCGCCCCCUGUCACCUGCGCUGCCUCUAUAACGUAUGUGGUCUGGAAGGAGAGUGUACACGGGGAUGUGAAGUAGGGUGGUAUGGACGUUUGUGUGAAAAACAGUGCAAUAACUGUGUCAGAGAAACAUGCUCAUUCAACGGGACAUGUACAUCAGGGUGCAAUAGCGGGUGGUCUGGUGACAAGUGUGACGAAGCCUGCAAUGUCAACUGUGAGGACGAACUGUGUUAUCGUAACGGAACCUGUGAAAGAUGCAAACCCGGUUUCCAUGGAGACCAAUGCAACAGCCCAUGCAGCAGUCACUGUAAUAACCAGAGAUGUGACAGGAAUGGAACUUGUGAAUCUUGCAGAGUUGGAAACUUUGGGGAAAUGUGUGAGCGACAGUGUGGUUCCAACUGUAUGAAUCAUGCCUGUGAACAAAUGUCAGGAAAGUGUAUCCAAGGCUGUACCACAGGCUGGUACGGAGAUACGUGUCAUCUGGAAUGUCCCGACCAAUGUGCCUCAGAGUCCUGCUACAGAGAGACUGGUUCAUGUAAGUCUUGUAUGCAGGGAUUCAAAGGCUCCCACUGCAACGCUUCGUGUCCACAGUUCUGUACUAAAUGUGAACAAUAUGUUGAAAAAUGUCUCUCUUGUCAACAACAACUUUUCGGCAAGAUGUGUGACAAACGUUGUUCAUCCGGAUGUAAUGGAGGCACAUGUCACCACCAAACUGGAAUAUGUUCACAAGGAUGUAUUGGAACUUCCUUUGGCCAUUACUGUAACAAUUCGUGCAGUGAUCACUGUGUCAAUGGAAACUGUCAUACAGUUAACACUGAUGUAGAUACGCCCCAAUGCACUGGGGGGUGUGACGACGGAUGGUGGGGGUACUACUGUGACAACACGUGUCUACAGCACUGUGUGAGAUGUGACAGACAUCAUGGCCAAUGCCUGGCGUGUGAAGCCAACAGAUACGGCGAGUCCUGUAACUUGACCUGUAACACUGCCUGCCUGAAGUCGCAGUGUAACAUGACAGGAGUCUGUAUAAACGGGUGUGAGGACGGGCGGUACGGAAGCCAGUGUUCUGAAAUAGAACCAAGAAGAAAUCAGACGCAGUUGCUGUGGGUUGUGAUUCCAUGUCUACUAAUAGCCAGCCUCGUCAUAAUGGCCGCUGUCGUCUUGGGGAGAAGUAAUGUGAGACAUUCAAAGAGAGUAAAAAGACUCGGAGGGCCACGCAGUUCCUCCUUAGUGUGCAUACUGAACCCAUCCUAUGAAGAAUCUCCAAGAGGUUCUACAACCCCUGUCGACUUAGAACCCCUGGACCCCGUCGAGGACGCAGUUAUGUCCCCUUGUGUUGACGACAGGACGAGAGAGGGACAGAGAUAUCAACACUCACAUUCUUUAGCAUCCGGUCACGUGACUGACACCGCAAUUCCUGACUGGGUUUGGUCAACGGAAGUGACAGUACAGAAUCUAGGACAAUAUGUUGGAAAGAUGAAGAGGGAAGGCGGUUUUACUUCCCAGUUUUACAACCUGCCCAGUGGGAAGCUAGGUUCCUGUACCCAAGCCGAAUGGCCAGAAAAUGCCUUCAAGAACAGAUACAGAAACAUACUACCGUAUGAUCACAGCAGAGUCAAACUAUCCCAUGUGCCGAGUAUCCCUGGUUCUGACUUCAUCAACGCCAACUGGAUCAAUGGAUACGGGGAACCGCGAGCAUUUGUGGCUACCCAAGGCCCCUAUGCCGCUGUGAUGUGGGAUUUCUGGAGAAUGCUAUGGGAAACGGAUGCCAGUAAAGUGAUAAUGCUGACGAACUUUGUAGAGAACAGAAAGGCUAAGUGUGAGAAGUACUGGCCCGACUUCGGCUACCAAGGCUCCAACUAUGACGAUGUCCAUGUUCAGUGUUUGGCCGAGGAGGAAAUGACGGACUACACAGUCAGGACGUUCUCUAUACACAUGGAAGGGCAGUCAGCGAGGACCCUGACGCAGUUCCACUUCACUGCAUGGCCAGACAAAGGGGUGCCACGAGGAGUUGGGGCACUUGUUGAGUUCUACAGACUUGUCAGGAACUCCCCAUCAACAAGCCACGGCCCAAUGGUCGUCCACUGCAGUGCUGGAGUGGGCCGCACGGGAACAUUUAUUGCUCUGGAUUAUUUGAUUGCACAAGCCAAGGCGGAAGGCGCGGUAGAUGUCUGUGAGUGCAUUGUCAAGCUCCGACACCAGCGUAUGGAUCUCAUACAGACAGAGGCUCAGUACAUAUAUCUACACGAUGCCUUAUUGGAAGCCCUUCCUACGUGUGACAGAAUGAGAUCGACAAGAGGAAACCUGUGAAUACAAGGUCAUGAAGGGGGUUGAGUACAUAACACUAUAAUUACAAUGACGACAGGGAUGUCUUAUGGAUUUCAACUAUGAACAGUUCAAGUAAUAUAGAAGUUGAAAUGCAUGUCAGCUUAUGUGAUGUCACUUACAGAUAUUUCGUCUCCACUUUGUUUUUCCGAACAAAACAUAUGCAUGUAAUUUGUUGAACACUUACAUUAUAUUUAAGCUCCUGUACAGUUGUAUAUAAUAUUUUUUUAUCUUUACAUGGACCGUUUGAGCGACAAUCAGUCGACCCUAAAACAUACCCAGAGUGUCUGGGUAGAGAGUGUCUUGGUUUAUGAGAGAGUCAUCUUACCGAGGCAAGAGAGUUAACUGACUAUAAAAGUCCAGUUUCCACCCUUGCCGAACUAGGCUGGUACUAUGGAGUUACAUUUUGGCUGGACUAACGAGUCUAUGCAUAGUCCAAUCAAAAUAGCGCACAGAAAUCGAAAUCCUGUUCGUAAACUGUCGUGCAGAUUUCUGUCGAUUGCAGGAUUUCCAAAGCAUG
Haliotis rufescens (red abalone) is the source of this 3573-nucleotide messenger RNA. Its product is annotated as multiple epidermal growth factor-like domains protein 10. Lineage: Eukaryota; Metazoa; Mollusca; Gastropoda; Lepetellida; Haliotidae. Gene Ontology annotation, molecular function: protein tyrosine phosphatase activity. The coding region runs from base 60 to 3038 and encodes 992 amino acids. Gene Ontology annotation, biological process: protein dephosphorylation. The transcript is spliced from 15 exons. The record is from RefSeq and is a predicted model, not a curated record.